GCAACUUGCCUUCCCCUUGGUUUGCCCCGCCUUUGCUUUGCCCCUGCCUUUGCUUUGCCUUUCUUCUUCUUCUUCUUCUUCGGCUUCGGUGCCGCACUCUUUCUGUGCCAUAGAUCUACCACGGGCACCUCUCCCAUCCCCCGACAUUGCCCGAUCCGUGCACCACUCCAGGGACCUGGUGCGGAACGCAGCUUAAAUCUUCUAGGAAUAAGUGGCGUGAACCAGUGAUAAGAGGCUUACUCCGGUGGUUCUAUUGUAGAAUUAUUACCAAUAUGGGCCUUAGAGGAAGUUGACUAUGGAGGAUCAUGGUUCGAGGUUAAAAAAGAACGAUUGAUAUUCUAGCAAGGAACAGAUGUCAAGUAAGUGGUCACCAUGAAAUGGCUUGAGCGUUUCAAAGAGAAAGUGAGUCAGACCUCAUUCUCUCCAACAAGCCCUCAGGCAAGGCUAUCACGUCAGUGCUCUGAAGAUGGAAUCACUAGACCCAGAGAAAAAGAUGACUUGGAACAAGAUUUUCGAUCGGCAUGGGAGGAUUUUCGGUCAUCAAUUACCGAAAAAGAAAAAGAGAAAGCCUUGGAUGUAACCGUAAGCCUUUUCUGUAAGGUUGCUCGGCAGAGUUCAGAUCCGACUCGACUUGCCCUUUCGUUGGUGGAUAUACGUUCUUUUGCAUUUGUCGUUGCUCGAGCACUAGUAACAGAGAUUAAGAAAUUACGAGAAGAUGGAGCAAACGGGCAGCUUCAGGCUGAUGACUUGUUGAGUUUCUUUACCGGAUCGCAAGUCGAGGGAAAUGGGAAAACUGGUGCUAAUCUCCUCUUCGCUUUGGAAGGGCUCGUCUCUACGGAGCUGGACGUUCAACCUCUGAUCGAUGCUGGCCUCUUUCCCUCACUUGUCACUGUCUUAAAUUGCUUAUUAAGCUCUUCCAUACCACCCAAUAGUCAUACAGUUUUUACCAAUAGCGGUCCGUGUUCAACUGACAGCUCCACCGAACCAUCCAACACCUCGACACUAGUGGCUGAAGGAUCGGAACUGGCAGAUCCAAUUCCUGCUGUGGUUGAGACAGCAAUCGUGGAUGUGUCCACUCCACGAGCUUUAGAAGCUGCAGACACAGUGUCUCAAAAUGAAAACCCUCCUGGUGACGGUGAUGAGUGUCAGCAUGGUGAGAAAGGACUUCCGUUGGUUGAGAAUGUCCUCCAACAACCUGCAUCAGAUGCUGUGAUACAAAAUGAAACUUCUGGUCGAGUCGAAGUGGCUUCGCUGGGUCAGCAACCUACAUCCAAGGCAGAUGAAGCUCCUGUCAGUGUGCUUGACGGGAUACCAAUGGAGGAAAGACGAGCUUUGGUGGAAGCUGGUGUUGUUCACGUUUUGAAAGCAAUGGCACGACAUGCUGGUGCGGCACAAAGUUUAUUGGAAGACGAUGCACUUCAGUUACUGUUUCAUAUGGUGGCUACGGGGGUCCCCGCCCAAAAGAAAGGAAUUUCUGAUGCUUUGGACCUCCAGAUCAGCACCCCCUUACAUUUAGCACAGCUUCGUCGUCAUGCCAUGCAGAUCCUAGAGGCUGCGUUGAUGAGCGAUAAUGGGAGUACAGCCCAGUAUGUACAAACUCAUGAAUUGAUUGAAGUGCUGCUGUCUCCAGUCAAGAAUUUCCUGGCUGAAAGCAACGGUGAUGCAAGCUAUAUUAUUAGUGUGGUCGCAUUAAUCCUUAAAUGUGUCCAGCUCUCGUCUCGUCCAGAGUCUCGUGGAAUACGCUUGAAGGAUGGUUUUCGGAAAGGGAAAGGUUACACUUGCCUGGAAAAACUAGCAUUACAAUUAGCUGCUUCGCCAGGGAGUACGGAAGGAAAUUUUGAAUCACCCAUUGUAAACCGGGAUUCUUUAUUCCCGGAUGCUUCAUAUGGUCAAGUACCUGGCGAUCGUCAAACAGGGAUGGCUGACGGUGAUUCUAGUGGGACCUUGUCGCCUUUGCUGAUACGUCUUCUAGACAUCAUGGUUGAUUUUGCACAGUCAGGUUCUCGAGCACAAUACCGCUCCUCAUCGGGCAUUGGGGAGCGUUCGGGACGGCCAGCUACUGGUAAACCAGUGCGCGCCUUAUUUGAAGGAAUUGGUUCAACCUCCUCUUUCGAUACCCGCGAACUUGAUUUGGAGGGUAAAAUAGGGGACAUCGAGAUAGUUCAGACUUUCCAAGAUGUUUUCCUAUACACAGGAAAUGUGAUGUUGCAGCUUGAAAUACUAGACCGCCUUCUCAGACUAUUCGCCAGCCAUCCAGAUAACUACGUACUUGUACAGGAGCGGCGUACAAUGCCACUCUUCUUACAAAACAUGGGCAGUUACGCGUUGAUACUUCAAGAGCGGCUUUUGAAGGUUUUGGAGUACGCCGUAACUGUGGUAAAUUGUAUUCCCGAACAAGAGCUUCUUUCUCUCUGCUACCUUCUCCAGCAACCUUACGCAUCACCUUUACGAAAAACAGUGCUAUCAUUUUUUGGGAAACUCUUAUCAUUUGAUAGGAAUUACAAAAAAGUGUUGAGGGAAGUAGGGCUCUUGGAUCUUCUACUUGAUGACUUGAGGCGAUGUGGUCUCUCAGAAGACCCUAUAUCGAAAGAUAAUGCUGAACCUCUAGUUGAAUCUCCCUCUCUGGAGCUCCAUAUCUUUGAAGACAAGGUCACUAUUGGGCUUGCCUGGGAGUGCCUGCUCUCUCUCCUGAAGAAGAGUGAUGGAAACCAAACAGUGUUUCGAAAGGCGAAUGGGGUUGGUUACAUUCUUCCUCUUGUAGCUUCAGCUUCUCAACGCAGCGGUGCUCUUCGUGUGCUUUCGUGUCUGAUAUGCGAAGAUAUUAAUCAGGCGCAUGCAGAUGAACUCAAGUCUCUCUUGAAGAUUGCUCAUAGUGGAGUUGUUUCUGGUCAAAAUGGAGUACAAAAUGUUCUCGACAUUGAAGCAAAGGAGGACAUUUUGUGGUGUGUCUGGCGAAUCCUUGGAGCCAAUUCCACAACUCGAGUUGUUUUUGGUGAUGGGAAUGGCUUUGGUCUUCUACUUUCUGUUUUGGAAGGCAUUCAUUCAGGCUGUAAUGAUCCCAGUGUGGAGUCGAUAGGUGAUGAAGCUGCACCUGCUUCAAGUCUUGCUGUGCACAUGGAAGUUUUAGAUGCAUUAUUGCACGUUAUUACUGUAGCGGCAGCUGAAAGUCCAACGAAUCGGAACAAGCUACAUGAAUGCGUUUCGUCACAAGCUUUUAAACGCUUACUGCAGAGAUCUGGACUUCUAUGUCCCGAGUUUGAGCAAAAAGUGGCAGAGCGUUUGUUUGAUGUGGCGCUAGAACGAGUUCACUCUCCUUCUCAAAGUAAUUUGGGACUUCCAAUUUUGUCACAAGGAGAAGGAACCAAGAGCUUUAGAAUUCCAGGAGCAGAGGGAGAGUUCCUUGUAAACCCUGGUCAAGCAGCACAGAUGGAUGUAUAUAAUGCAGGGCCAAUCGAAGUUCUUCUGUUUUUUUUACCACAGUUUACUGUGAAGUUGCAGCUUCGUAUACUGGUCCAGGUCGAGAGGUUUGUCAAUGACAGCCCGUGGAAUCAGAAUGCCUUAACCUCUGCUGGCUGUGUGGGACAUCUACUGGAGGUAGUGAAAUCAAUGCUGCAAACGAAGCCUUCCUCUCUCUUGUCAUAUGCUUUGAAGAUUGUGGAAAUUCUUGGAUCCUUCAGGCUUUCUGCCUCAGAGAUGCAAACAUUGGGGAGAAUCGUCUGGUUUAACCGGGACUCUUCUGUUGGUCAUAUGGGUCAGCGCCUCUUACAAAUGGUUGAGAGGAUGAGUCAAUCUUCUCCUUUCUCAAGCGCAAGCCUGUCAUUCUCCCCCUUCAUUGAGUUUCGUAUGUCUCGGAUGGGACAUGCUUGUCUGAGAACCCCUUUGGGGGACCGAACAUGGCCUCCUACUGCUGGUUACUCUUUUGUUUGUUGGGCUCGGUUUGAGAAACUAAGCGCUCAAAAUGGUCAGAACUCAAGUGGAGCUGAAGCAUCUAAAGAGUUGCACCGAAAUCGAUCUGGUUCUUUAGGCUCUGUUCUGCGUAUCUUGACAGUUGGAACAGCAGAAGACAAGAGUUCAAUUUGUGCAGAGCUCUUUCUAAGUGAUUCUGGAGUCCUGACACUGGCUACAAGCCCAACUUCUUAUCUGUGCUUUAAAGGCGUGCGAUUAGAAGAGGGUAUUUGGUACCAUCUCACCAUAGUACACAAUAAACCUAAUGCAUUGGCCGGACUUUUCCAGUCUAGUGUUGCUUAUCUCUACCUUAACGGGAGCCUCCGUCAUACAGGGAAGCUUGGCUACUCAGCCUCACCUGUUGGAAAACCAUUACAGGUUACAGUAGGCACCUCAUCAUCUUUUUCGGAGGUGUCACCUUUUACUUGGCAGCUUGGUUCAUGCUACUUAUUUGAAGAGGUUCUCCCUGCUCCGGCAAUUUUCUUCAUGUAUGUACUUGGGCGUGGUUACCGUGGACUUUUUCAAGACACUGACAUGUUGCGGUUUAUACCUUAUGAAGCCUGCGGCGGGGGCAAUUUGAUGGUACUGGAGAGCUUAGAUACAGAGCUCUUAGCCACGCUGAAAGCCGAAGGACUAAGCCAAAAUGCUGGAGUGGCUCAAUUGGAAGGCAGUGGAGUUAUUUGGGAUCUGGAGAAGCUUGCCCGCUUUUGGGCCCAGCUUUGUGGUCGCCAUCUUAUAUUUGCUUACGAUGGUUCGCAUGCGGAGGAUGUUGUUCCAGCUGGUGUUAUGUCAAUGGUGAACUUGGUUGAUCCCAUGUCAGCAGCAGCUUCUGUUCUUGGAGGAUUACCAAGACUUGCUCGAAUACAUGGAGACGUCCACAUUUGCACGCCAUGCAAUAUCGCAGAUACUAUGCGUAAAGUGGGAGGUGUGGCAGUUGUCCUGGCAAUGAUUGAGGCUGCUGAUAGUUGUGAAACGCUGCACCUCGCUCUCUCUGUUUUGGUAUCUAUGCUACAGUCAAAUCCUCGGAAUGCACGUGACAUGCAAGCUUGUCGGGGCUAUCAUCUAUUAGCUUUAUUCCUUCAUCGAAGAAUGGAUUAUUUUGAGGCUCGGGAUCUUGACUUUUUGUUCCGAAUCGCAUCCUGUGAAGCAUCCUUUGUUCAAAAGCCACCCCAGACAACAAUACCUGCAUCUGAACCUGCUGGCCAUAGCAGGAGUCUAAGUGCAGGAUUUGACACAGCUAUGAACCUCUUAGGUUUCUCAUCUAGGGUUCCAGACGAUCAGACAUCAAACUACGGGUCCACGGUGGAGUAUCCAGAGAGUCUUGGCAUGGAUGGAUCGAUUGGUGGCGGUGUAUCUGACAUCGAGUGCUAUGAUCUUCCACAUGAGGAUAUCGAUUGUAUAGUUCUUGCUAAUCCAGAAAUGAUGGAGCAUGUUUUACUGGAUUGGACUCUAUGGGUAACUGCACCUAUCGGGGUCCAAUUAGGUCUUCUAGGUUUCAUUGAAAGGCUUGUUUCUAUGCAUCGGUACCGUCUCCACAACUUAACUGUUUUAAGAAAACUCAAUUUAGUUCAGCACUUGUUAGUUACCCUGCAGAGAGGGGAUGUUGACAAUGUUGUGCUGGAAAAGCUUGUAGUGCUGUUAGGUAUCAUCUUGGAAGAUGGGUUCUUGCCUUCAGAGCUCAAAUAUGUUGCAGAUUUUGUUGUGAUGACAUUUGACCCACCCCAUAUCGUAAAAGGUGUCUCAGGUAUCACCCGUGAGUCCAUGGGUACACAGGUUAUCGUGAGAGAUUUGCUUCUUGAGAUGCUCAUUGAACUUCAAAUGACUAUUACAGCAGAUGACACAUUAGAUACGUGGCACAAAAUUGUGUCUUCAAAGCUCAUUACGUUCUUGUUGGAUGAAGCUGUUCAUCCUACUAGUAUGCGAUGGGUUAUGACUUUACUUGGUGCGUGCCUGCUACCUUCCCCUACAUUUGCCGCCCGCUUUAAAAGCUCAGGUGGCUUCCAAGCCUUGGCUCGUGUUUUGCCAAGUUUUUACGAUUGUCCUGAAAUUUACUACAUACUCUUCAGCCUCAUUUUCGGGAAGUCUGUAUAUCCAAGACAACCUGAGGUUCGCCUGCUUGAUUUCCAUGCUUUGUUGCCCGAGGACGGGAACAAAGCAGAGCUCGUCUUUACCGAACUCUUAGACUCAGUGAUAUCGAUGGCGAAGGCUGCAUUUGAUCGCAUGAUCGCACAGUCUGAAUCAGCCAAACAAACUGGCGAUUUCUCUGGAUUUACUGUUACUUUAGCUUCUGAUCAAACAGACGGAGAGACACUCCAGGGUGAGGCUCUUUUACAUAAGACAUAUGCAGCAAGACUUCUGGGAGGGGUACAGGCAGCUCCUGGAAUGGUUUCAUCUCUGUUACGCUUCAUGGUGGAUUGUGCAAAGAUGUGCAAACCCUUCUCAAUGGCAUGCCGUCGGUCCGACUUUCUUGAGUCCUGUGUAGAUCUUUACUUUGCCUGUAUAAGGUCUGCUGCUGCAGUAGAAGGUGCACAAGAGUCUAAAUGGGAAACAAAGGAUCAGCUACUGGAGGAAGACUUGGAAAAAACACAGUUUGUAGAAUCUUCCAAUAUCAGAAAUGGAAAACUUGAUGUUUCUGGGCUGACUGUUGUUACAGAAUAUCCAACAGAGACGGCAACGAGAGUGUCACCGAAAAUCGCUUCUAGAACGGAAGAAGGAUUCCCUGAUGUUGCCCACAUUUCUUCUAUUUCAGAGAGUGAAGCUCUGACGGUUGACUUGGCUAUGUCACCAACAACAUCGGAAAUGUCCAGGAUUUCGAUGCUCACUCCAAAGCCUACGACUCCUCCUGUGAAGUCAUGGCUGACUCAUCCCUUAACUUUGGACUUAUCUGAAACAAGACAACCCACGACCACACUUUCAGCACCUCCAACGCCACCAAGGUCGAAUAAAGAGCGAACUAGGCACCUCUCUUUCUCUGCAAUCUCAUCUAUAUCUGGCAAUCAAAGUGAUGUUGACUUCAAUUUUAGCGAUUUUGGCCCUCCGUCUUCUACAAGUGUCACACCUAGUGAAACCUUAAAUGCUGCAAUUACCCCUCGUUUGCUUUUGCAACUGGAAUCUUUGGGUGCUGGGGGUGGGCCCUGCGCUGCAGCUGCAUCUGCCAUAUUGGAUUUUAUUGCAGAAGUGUUGGCAGAAACUUUACUCGAGCAGGCUAAAUCAAUAACCGUGGUGGAGAGUAUUCUUGAAGCUGUGCCCAUGUAUGUCAAUUCAGACGCAGCUCUUAUCUUUCAAGGGCUUGUUUUGAGGCGAAUAAUAAAUGAUCUCGAGAGGAGGCUGAUGCGCGAUUCAGAGGAGAAUCACAAGAAAUUAGAUAAGAAUAGGUGGGCUCCCAAUCUUGAUACGCUGAGUUGGCUGUUAGUCGACCGCGUAUACAUGGGUGCAUUUGCAGAGGCUGGAGGCCCUCUCAAUGUCCUUGAGUAUCUUCUCUCGAUGCUUCAAUUAGCCAACGCAGAUGGACGUGUAGAAGAUGCAACUCCGACGGCCAAAGGCAUGCUGUUCACGAGGAGCGGUGGUCGUCAGGCAGAAUCAUAUGUUCAAUCUCUUUUGAAGAAUACGAACAGGAUGCUUAUGUUUUGUUUCUUGCCACAGUUGAUUAACAGCCCCGUAGAAGAAGACUUUCCCGCAACGAAUGGGAAAAAGAUCAAUCCAUCUGCUUCAGGCUCAGAGAUCGUUAUGGAGAGUGUUCCAAAAUGUCUGGAGAGAGUUUCUGGGGAUGUUGGCGUUACUUACCAAGUUAUUCUUGAUAAAGCCGCAGUUUUGCAAUUAUUACUUGCCAAUCGAAAAAUAAUCUUUUGCACCAUCAAUGUAGACCUUGAAUUAGUAUGUGCUCUUUGUAUAAAUCUUUUUCCGAUGGCUUUAGAUACUGAACAAAGCAAUAAGACUGUGGUUUUUGAAGUCUGGAAAGCGUUGUUGACACAUCGCAGUUCUGCUUUGGAGGAUGUACUCAUCACACGAGGUAGCCAGGGCAGUGUUCUGAUGGACGUACUUCAUGGAGGCUUCGAUCGGCUGCUUAAAGCAGGAGUUCAAGACUUCUUCGUAUGGCUUCAGGAGAAUUGGGAGUCUGUACAAAGAGUGCUGGAGCAGCGAGCAUCCACCAUAUGGAGGGAUUACGUUUCGGCAGCAUCACGUUUUCCUGCAGCUCGCACUAAAUCGAUGGAGGUUCGACGACGGAGAGAAAUGUCUCGUCGUAGUAGGGAACGCUCCAAGAUGGAUACUCGCCAUUGGGAGCAAAUGUUGGAAAGACGCGUGGCACUUGAGUUAGUCAGAGAGGCUAUGGCAGCCGAAUUAAGGGUUCUUCGUCAAGACAAAUACGGGUGGAUACUUCAUGCGGAAAACGGGUGGGCAGAUCAUCUCCAGCAGCUAGUUCAUGAGCGAGGAAUUUGGCCAAUCGUCCCAGAGGUCUGUGAUGAAGAACCUGAUUGGCAGCUGUGCCCAACCGAAGGACCUUAUCGCAUGCGGAAGAAGUUAGAGCGAAGGAAGAAAAAUCUUAGCAUUCUUGGGAAAUCGCAACUCAUGGAGGAGCGACAGAACGAUGGGGUGUACAAAGUUUCUCCAAAUGAUGGAGUUAAUCCGUUGGACAAGGAGAAUCCACUUCAUGAUCAGUACGUUGACCUUUUUAGUUCCGAUACUCAGAAACGCCUGGGAUAUUCAAGUAAGGAGUUUCUGGCAUCACUUGAGGAAGACAUCGGAGAAUUGAAGACUGAGAUUGGUGACGAUGAGGAAGAUAUGUUAUCCGCAAGAGUUAACUGGAAUGAGGAGUCAUUUUCUGGCAACUCAGAAUCUCAGAGACCAAAGGCUAUGAGUGUUGCUUCUCUCAAGCUUGCUGGAGAAGAAGUCAUAGACCAAGUUUUAGGUUCUCCACACGGAUCCGUCUCUCCAGCAGUAGAAGAGAUUAUGCCAGAAGAAGCAAAUUAUUUAGAGCAAGAGAUGCAUGAGGAUGGAGAAUAUUUGAUUAGGCCUCAUUUGGAACGUGGAGAGCGUAUCAGGUUUCGAUAUAAUUGUGAGCGAGUGGUUGGCUUAGACAAGCGUGACGGAAUUUUCCUUAUUGGGGAAAAAUGCUUGUAUGUUAUUGAAAAUUAUAUUAUUGAUGAAAACAAGUGUAUAAAGGAGAAGGGUGAAGAACGAGAUCUCUCAAUUAUUGAUCAGGCUCUUGGAGUUCGAGCUAAUUCAACUGGUGUAGUGGAUAUGAACAUAUCCAAGCAGACGGAAGUUGCAGCUGAUUCUUGGGCUGGAGGUCGUGCUUGGGCUUACAGUGGGGGUGCAUGGGGAAAGGAGAAGGUAAAAGCAGGCCAAAAUAUGCCACAUCCAUGGAGGAUGUGGAAACUAGAAAGCGUGCAUGAGUUGCUGAAGCGGCGGUACCAGCUACGUCCUGUUGCCAUUGAGUUGUUUAGCAUGGAUGGAUGCAAUGACCUGCUUGUUUUUCAUAAAAAUGAACGAGACGAGGUUUUCAAAACUCUUCUCGCAAUGAACCUUCCUCGCAACAGCAUGCUGGAUACAACAAUAUCGGCCGCUUCAAAGCAAGAGGCCGGUGAAGGUGGGCGACUCUUUAAAAUGAUGGCCAAGUCCUUUAGUAAAAGAUGGCAAAAUGGGGAAAUCAGCAAUUUCCAGUACCUCAUGCACUUAAACACACUAGCAGGGCGUGGUUAUAACGAUCUCACACAGUAUCCAGUGUUUCCCUGGAUUUUGAAAGACUAUACUAGCGAAGAGUUGGACUUGUCGAAUCCAGAUACAUUCCGUCGCCUUGAUAAACCUAUGGGGGCUCUGCAUCCUGAACGAGAGAAGGAAUUCCGAAAAAGGUACGAGACUUGGGAGGAUCCAGAAAUUCCGAGAUUCCACUAUGGUUCACACUAUUCCAGUGCUGGAAGUGUGCUAUUUUACCUCAUAAGGUUACCCCCAUUUAGUCAAGAAAACAAACAGCUUCAAGGGGGUGCUUUCGAUCACGCUGACCGACUCUUUAACAGCAUCAAGGAUACCUACCUCAGUGCAAGUCAAGGAAAUACUGCUGAUGUUAAGGAGCUUAUUCCUGAGUUUUUUUAUCUCCCCGAGUUUCUGGAGAAUCGCUUUGGUUUUGAUUUUGGAGUUAAGCAAUCAGGUGAAAGGGUGAAUGAUGUGCUACUGCCGCCCUGGGCAAAGGGAAGUGCUCGUGAGUUUGUUCGCAAACAUCGUGAGGCCUUAGAAUCACAAUAUGUCUCCGAAAACCUGCACCACUGGAUUGAUCUCAUCUUCGGUUUCAAGCAGCGUGGAAAGCCGGCUGUUGAAGCUUUAAAUGUAUUCUACCACUUGACGUAUGAGGGAGCAGUUGACAUCGAUCGCGUUCCCGAUCCUGCAAUGAAAGCUGCUGUUUUGGCUCAGAUCAACCAUUUUGGACAGACACCAAAACUGCUCUUUACCAAGCCUCAUCCUAAGCGGAAGUGGGUUCAGAAGCAGCCACUUGCGCUUGCCCUCCGCAAUUACCAUUUACUUGCUCCUCAGGAAAUGCGGCCAUUGAGUUCAAGAGUAUCUCAAAUAGUUAUUUUUCAAGACAAGGUAUACGCAGCAGGAGCUAACAGAAUACUGAAGCCACCCUCUUUUACCAAGUAUCUUUGUUGGGGAUUUUCAGAUCGUAGCCUUCGGAUUAUCUCAUAUGAGCAAGAGAGGCUCCUCUCCACCCAUGAGAAUCUUCAUGACGACGGACCUGUGUUAUGUACUGGCUUUAGUCGCGAUGGUCGAAUUCUGGUCACUGGUGGAGCGGAUGGGGUGGUAUCUGUAUGGAGACAACGAAAAGAUGGUCUUCGAGGACAGCGUCGGCUACAUUUGCAGAGAUCAUUGUGUGCUCACUCACAAGCAGUCCUCUGCCUUGCAGUUUCCCAACCAUACAGUCUCAUUGUUAGUGGAUCUAAAGACCGUACUGUGAUUUUCUGGGAUUUGUCUAGUCUCGAAUAUGUGCGGCAAUUGCCUGAACUACCGGAGCCACCGACAGCUAUUCAUGCAAACGACAUGACAGGCGAGGUGGUCACAGCCGCAGGGACGACUCUUUCUGUUUGGAGCAUUAAUGGGGAUUGCUUGGCAGCUGUAAAUACAUCUCACGUUGCUGCUGAUACUAUCCUUUCCAUUACUAGUCCCCAUUUAUCGGAUUGGAUGGAGGCAAGCUGGUACGUGACGGGCCAUCAAAAUGGAGUAAUCCGUCUUUGGCACAUGGAGCUUGACAACCAUUCAAAAUUAGAUCGGAGAGCGAGCCACCGAAUUUCUUGUUCCUGGGGUUCAAACGAAUUAUCUAAGUCAUGUGUCACUGGCGGCCCUCCGGAAUAUCAACUGGUUUUGUAUAAAGUACUGAGUUGGCAUAAGGAGCCAGUAACUGCUCUCUCGUUAGGGAACGACCUCAAGCAACUCUGCAGCGGCGAUGCAGGUGGACAUCUUGUUUCUUGGACACUGCCUGAUGAUGGUUUUAAGCAAACACCUUCGCUUGAAAUUGAGCCGGACCAGUGCACAACAUGCCAGAAGGAGUUGAAUCUAACAGAGAUGAAGCAUCACUGCCGCAAUUGUGGACAAAUUUCAUGCGCCGACUGUUGCAAUAACCACAUUGUUUUGGAAGAUCUUGGCUAUUUUAGUCCUGUCCGAGUGUGUGGGAGUUGUUAUGAGUCUCGCCAAUCCUGCACAGGUAGACAACUGACUUUUUCUAGGACGUCCUCCGAGGUGAUUCGUCCCUCUCUGCUUACAGAGGAUUCGAAGAACGGUAGUGAACUAGCCUUUGAACUUCUGAACGCCUUGAAGUCCGCUAAUGUGACAGAUGUUGAAACCAACAUCACUUGAAGUGGAUUGUUCAAAGGGGAGACCUAGUUAGAUUUUGCCCCCCUUGACCAUCUCUGUAUACAAUUUCCAAUUCCAUUUCCUAACUUCCAUCCUUCGGGACCAAAGUUUCCUCA
Messenger RNA from Physcomitrium patens, 11900 nucleotides. Its product is annotated as protein SPIRRIG. Lineage: Eukaryota; Viridiplantae; Streptophyta; Bryopsida; Funariales; Funariaceae. The record is from RefSeq and is a predicted model, not a curated record. Gene Ontology annotation, molecular function: metal ion binding; protein binding.